Molecule: messenger RNA, 507 nt
Organism: Fusarium venenatum
Lineage: Eukaryota; Fungi; Ascomycota; Sordariomycetes; Hypocreales; Nectriaceae
Source: RefSeq, a predicted model, not a curated record
AUGAAGCUUCAUUCUUACGUCUCUUCCCCGCAAAAUGGUGCUGACCCGGAUCUGGCUCCCGAGUACGUUAGUCCACCUCUUUUUCAUGCAAUUAUGGUACACAGCCUUCAAAUGGUCAAGAUCCUGGUCAAAUAUAGAGCCACUAUCGACAAGCGUGAGAUACCACUAAAUGCCGGAAGGUCACGCACACCAAUGCACAUAGCUGUCGACUGGAAGAAGACUGAAAUUGUACAGUAUCUUCUUGAACAGGGAGCAGACCCCAAUGCCUGCCACUCGGACGGCAUACCUGCUAUAGGUGCUGCAGCUGACAGUGGUGAUCCCAAGCUGAUACAAUUGCUUGUGGACAAGGGGUCCCACGUGAACGUCACCUAUUUAAACAAAGAAACGGCACCAUUACACGAAGCUGUCCCAUUCCCCGAAACGCUCCGCCUUCUUCUCCAACAUGUUGCCGACAUUACGAAGUUCAAUUCAACGUCACAAACCCCCUGGACGUUGCCAUUUCUCUGA